AUGGGUGGCUAGGUGGGAUCGGAGGACAUCGGUCCGCGGGUCAUCUCCGAGUUCGAGGCCUGCGCCUGGUUCCGGGCGGGGCGGCCGGGUUCCGACCCUUGGCCUCUGCCUUCUCUGAACGAGGGGAUCGCAGUUCCUGUCUUGAGGGCAGCGGGAGGUGUCCGAGCCUCGGUUUCCCCAUCUGUGAAAAUCGGUCAUCCCAGCGCCAACCUAAUGGGGCUGAUCCAGAAGGUGGCUAAUGAAGAGAGCUUCUGGCACACAGUAGGCGGUCAGCUCCUGGGACCAUGGGUCUAGGGCUCUGAAGUCCCUGUGCUCCCUAUGGCCAUGACGACGGGUGAUUGCUGCCACCUGCCUGGCUCCCUGUGUGACUGCUCCAACAGCCCCUCCUUCUCCAAGGUCCUGGAGGCCACAGGCCUUGGGACACCUCAAUAUGUGGCACAGGUGACUUCAAGGGAAGGCCGACUCCUCUCAACUGUCAUCCGGGCCUUGGACACGCCAAGCGAUGGUCCCUUCUGCCGGAUCUGCCAUGAGGGAGCAAAUGGGGAGAGCUUGCUGUCUCCGUGUGGCUGCACUGGCACACUGGGCACCGUGCACAAGAGCUGUCUGGAGAGAUGGCUUUCCUCAUCCAACACCAGCUACUGUGAGCUGUGCCACACAGAGUUUGCAGUGGAGAAGCGGCCCCGGCCCCUCACAGAGUGGCUGAAGGACCCGGGGCCUCGGACAGAGAAGCGGACACUGUGCUGUGACAUGGUGUGUUUCCUGUUCAUCACACCUCUGGCCACCAUCUCGGGCUGGCUGUGCCUGCGUGGGGCCCAGGACCACCUCCGGCUCCACAGCCGGCUUGAGGCCGUGGGGCUCAUUGCCCUCACCAUCGCCCUCUUCACCAUCUAUGUCCUCUGGACGCUGGUCUCCUUCCGCUAUCAUUGCCAGCUGUACUCUGAGUGGAGAAGGACCAACCAGAAAGUUCACCUGAAGAUCCGGGACACAGACGGCUCUGAGGCUACCCAGCACUCCCUACUGGCUGCUGGAUUCCUGAAGAAGGUGGCGGAAGAGACGCCUGUGUGAAGGUUGGGCUGGCAGGGCCAGAGGCAGCUGAUGAUGCCCUGGAGUUUGGUAGGAUGGAAACUGCCCAACCCUUCCUGCAUGGCCAGAACGCUUCUUAGACCAGGAGACACCAAGUGGAGCCGGUUCUGUGAUCCUGUGUGAAGAUAUUUUCAGAUUGUUUUGCACACUGUUGUAUAUGAGGAGGACAGGUGGAAGUGGUCCUGAGCUUCACACAGAGCAGGCACCCUGAUCUCAUUCUGAGGUCCACUUGGCCCCUUGAGGGCCAACAGCCGUGACCAUAGGCUAGUUGAAGGUGCCCAUAGGUGGGAGAUUCCGCAAGCUUCUUGUACUUCUCUGCACCUGGCAGGCUCACUUUCCUGGCACCCUUGACUUUAUAAAGUUGCACCAAGUUUCAAAACCCCAACUCAAAUGAAUAAAGGAACCUUUACUGGAUAAAA
Molecule: messenger RNA, 1502 nt
Organism: Phyllostomus hastatus (greater spear-nosed bat)
Lineage: Eukaryota; Metazoa; Chordata; Mammalia; Chiroptera; Phyllostomidae
Gene: MARCHF2
Product: membrane associated ring-CH-type finger 2
Exons: 5
Coding region: 319-1065 (248 amino acids)
Biological process (GO): protein ubiquitination
Molecular function (GO): zinc ion binding; ubiquitin-protein transferase activity
Source: RefSeq, a predicted model, not a curated record